Messenger RNA from Penicillium verhagenii, 1194 nucleotides. RefSeq lists its product as uncharacterized. NCBI's taxonomy places the organism in Eukaryota, Fungi, Ascomycota, Eurotiomycetes, Eurotiales, Aspergillaceae. Gene Ontology annotation, biological process: regulation of DNA-templated transcription; DNA-templated transcription. The transcript is spliced from 3 exons. Bases 1 to 1194 code for a protein of 397 amino acids. Gene Ontology annotation, molecular function: DNA binding; DNA-binding transcription factor activity, RNA polymerase II-specific; zinc ion binding. The record is from RefSeq and is a predicted model, not a curated record.
AUGGAAAUCCUAGACAAGGAAGCAAAUCCUAAGGACGCAUUCAAAUGUCAAUUUUCUGGCUGCAACGCGAGCUAUCGGCGCAAAGAGCACUUGAAUCGCCAUGAAACAAAACACACCCAGCAAAAAAGCUUUCCAUGUUCCAACUGUGAUCGUACAUUUGGACGAAGUGACACACUAAGACGGCAUCUGCAACGGAACCACCAAAUAACUGAGCCGCUUAAACGUGCAUCCCGAGCUUGCGAGAAUUGUCACGCAGCAAAGGCUCGGUGCCAAGGAGGUGUGCCAUGCGAUGAGUGCGUGCGUCGCAAGUUCAAAUGCUCCUUUGAUAAAGAUAAUAGAUCGGAAGAAAGGGGGCAUUCCGAGUCUUCAACAGGCCCUCCAUCUAGCCCAAGAAAUGAACACCCCCCUCUUGACCAUUCAGAUAAGCAGGCGGAGUAUAUCCGUCUUUACUUUCAAUUAUUUCAUCCUCAUUGGUCAUUUGUGCAUAAAGGCUCCUUUGACAUGAAACAUGAAACACCCUUACUCGUUCAGUCCAUGGUUGUUCUAGGCAUGUGGGCCAGCGGGGAACAGUCGGCACAAUUGGCAGCAGUGGAACUACAUAAUACACUUCGCCUGGCUGUUCGAGAUCAAACUGAAAAAUGGGAUGCCUCCGAAGCAGAUCGAGCCACCAGUGCAUGCACCUGGCCAUUACCGACAUACCAAGCCAUAUUAUUACACAUUAUUUUCUCCUUCAUUGGCAGAGCCCCAGGGAGCCUCAAUCUCGAUCUGGGGAUUUCUCUUCCUGCCGAAGACCUUGGGCUACUCCAAGCACUUGUCCGAAGCUGUCGCAGGCUGGGGAUGUUUAAUUACCUAAACAUUCUUGCGAGAUUUCGGGAUUCAAAUGUGCCCUCGUUCAUAUGGGUGAGUAUUGAGGAGAUCAAGCGAUUCAAUUUAGCCUUGUACAAGGUUUGUGGUAAAGUAAGCAGCUUCAGCAUAACAGAUGGACGCGUUGCAGACAACGCUGGACAAAGAGACUUACUAGCCGCAAGCGAGCUUCAGUUUCCCAUGCCUAGUAACUGUGCUUUGUGGAAUUCUGCUGGCAAAGAUGAAUGGAUGAUUCAUAUCAAGGACACGAAGCCGGUUUCUUUAGACGAUGAUUGCCAGGCAGACUGGAUCUCCAAUUUCGCAAUGACAUUAGAGCUCCUUAAUAUAUGA